UCACUCAAUGCUGCCCAAACCUCCCAGCCACCCACGCUUCUCUCGUCCCUCCCUUUGUCGGUGUCUCCCGAGCCCUCCCCUCUCUCUCUCCCACUACAAAUCCCUCCCCCGCAUCCGCCGCAAAACCCUAGCCUAGCCGCCUCACCCCUACGAUUGCCGCCGCCGCCGUCGCCCGCGCAAGCUCGGGCGGCGCUCCCCCCAGCUCGGCCAAGAGGCAAGAGCCCCGGCGCCCUGCUCCGGCGGCGCCACACCGCCACCGCCAUGGACAUGGAAGUGUACGAGCGCCUCACCGCCGCCGAAACCAGGCACCACCGCGGCACGCGUUUCGAUGCGCUGAUCGGGCUCGACGAGGUGGAGGCGAGUGACGAGGAGGAGGAAGAGGAGGAGGAGGAGGAGCGCGCGGCGGGCGCCGGGCUCGGGGACGAGCUGCCCUGCCCGUUCUGCGGCGAGGAGCUGGACGCGGUGGGGCUGUGGUGCCACAUGGAUGACGAGCACCACGCGGAGGCUAAUGCCGGGGUGUGCCCAAUUUGCACAGAUAAGGUUGAUAAGAACUUGUUUGACCACAUCAGCUCACAGCAUCGAGGUUUCUUGAAGGAUAAGUGGAGAAAUCAGAAAGGUUCAUCUGGGGCACGUUAUUCAACACUUGCCUUAUUGAAGAGAGAUUUACAUGAGAGGAUAAAUGGAUCGUCUCGUGCUGCCCCAGUGAGCACAGUGCCUGAUCCUCUGCUGUCCUCUUUUGUUGGUAACUUUUAUGAAGUAGAUUUGCCAAAGAAUGCUAAGAAAGAGUCCUUGGCUGAGACAGAAGUGGCAAGUGAUAACUUAGAGCAGAAAGCAGCAGAGAGUGUUGAGGAGCCUUUGCUCCCUGAGGUCAAGGAGGAGAGAACCAGGAGGAGCCAAUUCGUGCAGGGGCUUGUCUUGUCCCUGAUGUUUGACGACAUCUUAUGAAGAGAGCAACCCAAAAGGAGAGUGGAGAAGGCAGCUCUUGCUACCAGCAAACAGGCCUUACACCAAGCACAAGGUGCUGCCGUAGCUGUUGUAAUGUUUCGCCGAUUUGCCAUCGGAAGAUGGUGAACAUUGCUCCGGGAUAAUGGGGAGAUGAAUUGUGGAUAUGGAUAUUUCGUAGUAUGCAUCGUCAUUGCAUGAAUAAUAAUAGAGUAUAUGUAUGUAUAGUUUGGUAGCAUCAUGGUACCUGGUAUUAUGGGGCCUUGUAUGUAUAUUGGGAGGCCGGAAUGGAUCCUAUCUAUCGUAAUUCAGCCAUUUGAUCA
Messenger RNA from Sorghum bicolor (sorghum), 1265 nucleotides. RefSeq names its product protein DEHYDRATION-INDUCED 19 homolog 2. The transcript is spliced from 5 exons. The coding region runs from base 262 to 945 and encodes 227 amino acids. The record is from RefSeq and is a predicted model, not a curated record. Lineage: Eukaryota; Viridiplantae; Streptophyta; Magnoliopsida; Poales; Poaceae.